This is a messenger RNA of Ornithodoros turicata, 4107 nucleotides long. Its product is annotated as zinc finger protein ZFP2-like. Gene Ontology annotation, cellular component: nucleus. The transcript has 7 exons. Lineage: Eukaryota; Metazoa; Arthropoda; Arachnida; Ixodida; Argasidae. The record is from RefSeq and is a predicted model, not a curated record. Bases 201 to 2180 code for a protein of 659 amino acids. Gene Ontology annotation, biological process: regulation of transcription by RNA polymerase II; embryo development; urogenital system development. Gene Ontology annotation, molecular function: DNA-binding transcription factor activity, RNA polymerase II-specific; RNA polymerase II transcription regulatory region sequence-specific DNA binding.
GCGACCUCCAUGCAUGGCGUAACAAUAUUCACCACUGAAACAGAGCUGCCAAGGACAGCGCGCAGACAGCACCGGCACAUGACAACACUGGCCGCCACAAUAUGACGCAUCCCUCGUUUUGACACAGAGCCAGCGCCACCUCUCCUUCUAGCCUCUCCUUAUGGUGUUUCGUGAAUUUCUCGUCGUUACACCUACGGAACAUGCCGAACGGUGGAAACUAUUGCAGCGUGCCUGGGUGUAACAACAGGUCUGUUGUCAAUGGCAACCUGAGUUUUUAUGCCCCGAAAGACGAAGCGACGAAGCGUAAGUGGGAAGAAGCCAUCGAGAAUCACACGCUCGAAGCGUCUUCAACGAAAGUCCUGAAUGUGAAACGUGUGUGUUCCGCACAUUUCGCUGAUGACGCCUACAUGGUCAGAGAUCUUCUGCUAGCACGGUUCGGGAUGGCGCCGAAGAAGAUGCGGCUCGAUGUAGGAGCCGUCCCCACGAUCUUCGGAGCAACUUCUGGCGACAACGGUGUUAACGUCAGUAAGGAAUCUGACGUGCAUAGUUCCGAGAAGGAAAAAAAAGUCUACCGAGGAUUUUGUCAAGAACCCCUCACUGUCACCUCUUCUGUCUUAACCGAGAACCCAUGCAGACACAGCCGACCCUCCAACAGGCAGACAGCAAAAAGUUUACUCCUCAUGAAGGAAGAGGCAAGAGAUCCUCGUGCCCUUGAGUCGUCACUUUCCAGUUCCUCGGAUUCACAACCUGAAGAGAUGCAGCUCUCCUCAGAGUUCAGUGGUCAGCUUGUGAGAGUGAAAUUGGAACCACCUGAUGUUCCAUGUCUACCAGAAGAGGGCCAGACACAGCAACAGCACUGCAACGAGUCUCCUUCGGAAGGUGACGCUGAUGGAGUUACGGCUGGGAUUGGUGACAUUAAAGAAGAACCUCGAGAAGACUCUUCGAACGAAUGUCCAGUCGUAGAAGUGAAGACAGAGCCUUACAAUGUUCCAAUCUUAACAGAGCAGGACCAGAUGAGACACAGCUGUGACUCAACAUCAGAAGGAGUUACGGCUAGGAUGGGUGACAUUAAAGAAGAACCUCGAGAAGACUCUUCGAACGAAUGUCCAGUCGUAGAAGUGAAGACAGAGCCUUACAAUGUUCCAAUCUUAACAGAGCAGGACCAGAUCGGACACAGCUGUGACUCAACAUCAGAAGGGACAAGACAAAGCACUGCCACGCUCUGUAUUAAAGACCAGUCCAUAGGAACUUGUGAUAAAGCAUCUUCAAGUUGCAUCAUUUUAAAGGCACAGCUCAAUAUCACCACAAGAACAGUUGAACCGCGAUUCGACAACACUGAACUAGGCACUAUGGACCUUGUUCACCUGCAGUUACCUGGGCACCUACAGUUGCACAUGUGGAAACACACGGGAGAGAAGCCGUACAAGUGCGAUGUCUGUCCUGCUGGGUUCAGCAGCAGCAGUCAUCUACGAGUUCAGAAGACGACGCACACCGGUGAGAAGCCAUACAAGUGUGAUCUCUGUCCUGGACAUUUCAGUCAGAAAACGGACCUGCAGCGUCACAAGAGGACACACACCGGCGAGAAACCAUACAAGUGUGAUGUCUGUCCUGCGGGGUUCAGCCACAGCAGUUAUCUACGAGUUCACAAGAGGACGCAUACCGGCGAGAAGCCAUACAAGUGUGAUGUCUGCCCUGCUGGGUUCAGUCAGAAAACGGACCUGCAGCGUCACAAGAGGACGCACACGGGCGAGAAACCAUACAAGUGUGAUCUCUGUCCUCGAUAUUUCAGUCAGAAAACGGACCUGCAGCGUCACAAGAGGACACACACCGGCGAGAAACCAUACAAGUGCGAUGUCUGCCCUGCUGGGUUCAUCCACAGCAGUUAUCUACGAGUUCACAAGAGGACGCACACCGGGGAGAAGCCAUACGAAUGUGACGUCUGCCCUGCGGCGUUCAAUCAGAAAGCGGACCUGCAGCGUCACAAGAGGACGCACACCGGCGAGAAACCAUACAAGUGCGAUGUCUGCCCUGCUAGGUUCAUCCACAGCAGUUAUCUACGAGUUCACAAGAGGACACACACCGGCGAGAAGCCAUACAAGUGUGAUGUCUGCCCUGCGGCAUUCAGUCAGAAAGCGGACCUGCAGCGUCACAAGAGGAAGCACACGGGCGAGAAGCCAUAAAAGUGCGAUGUCUGCCCUGCAGGGUUCAGCCACAGCAGUCAUCUACGAGUUCAGAAGACGACGCACAUCGGCGAGAAGCCAUACAAGUGUUAUGUCUGUCCUGCGGGGUUCAGCCACAGCAGUUAUCUACGAGUUCACAAGAGGACGCGCACCGGCGAGAAGUCAUACAAGUGUGAUGUCUGCUCUGCGGCGUUCAGUCAGAAAACGGACCUGCAGCGUCACAAGAGGAAGCACACGGGCGAGAAACCAUACAAAUGUGGUCUCUGUCCUGCACAUUUCAGUCAGAAAACGGAAUUACAGCGUCACAAGAGGGCGCACACCGGCGAGAAGCCAUAAAAGUGCGAUGUCUGCCCUGCAGGGUUCAGCCACAGCAGUUAUCUACGAGUGCACAAGAGGACGCACACCGGUGAGAAGCCAUACAAGAGUAAUGUCUGCCCUGCGGAGUUCUGCCGGAACGGGCAUCAAUGGGAUCACAAGCAGACACAUACGGGUGAGAAACCAUACAAGUGUGAUCUCUGUCCUGCAGAGUUCACUCGGAGCAUGGUCCUCAAGCAUCACAGGAAGACGCACACUGACGAGAAGCCAUACAAGCGUGAUCUCUGUCCUGCGGAGUUCAGCCGGAACCGUUAUCUACAGGAUCACAAGAGGACACGUGGGUGAGAAACUGUACAAGUGUGAUGUCUGCCCUGCAGAGUUCAUUCUGAAAAUGCACCUGCAGCCCCACGAGGGGUAGUACACCGGCGAGGAGCCAUGCAAGUGUGAUAUCUGCUCUGCGUAGUUCAGCCGAAACGGGUAUCUACGGGAUCGCAAGGGCACAGACACGAGUGAGAUACCAUACGAGUUUGAUCUCUGUCCUGCAGAGUUUAUUCACGGCAUAGGCAUGAAGCGUCACAAGAGGACGGACAUCGAUGAGAAGCUUUACAAGUGUGAUGUCUGCCCUGUGGGGUUCAGCCCGAGCAACCCCCUACAGGAUCACAAGUUGAUGCACACCAGUGAGAAGCCAUACAGGUGUGAUGUCUGCCGUGCGAGCUUCAGCCGGAGCGGGCACCUACAGAUGCACAAGUGACACAUGGGAGAGAAGCCAUACAAGUGCGAUACCUACCCUGCGGCGUUCAGCCAGAGAGGGCAUCUACGAGAUCACAAGUGGACACACACACACAAGUGUGAUGUCUGCCUUGCAGAAUUCAGCUAGAGCAGGUCGCUACAGCAUCACAAGCGGACACAGAUGGGCAAGAAGCUAUAAAAACACCACCUCUGCCCUGCAGAAUUGAGCCACAGCAUGGAGCAAAAAGCCACACUGGAGCUUUCUCUGUUGUGCAAAGUUGAGGCAGAGCACAAACCUGCAGAUUUACAAGCACAUGUUCAUGGGUGUGAAGCCAUACAAAUCCAACCUCUAUCCUGCAGAGUUCAACCACAGCACAAAUGCACACACUAGCCAGAGAACAAGCUGCUAGCAGAGCAUGAGCUAGUUUAGCCAGAGCAGGUACCUGCGGCUUCACAGCCACGAGGUACUUGGGGUAGAAUGACGUUCAAGUGCAGAGGUCACGUACAAGUACUCAAGAAAGAGGCUGUCCAUGGGUCAAUUCGUUUGCCCUUUACCCGGAUACCUGAAGAAGCAUAUGGUAAUGGAAUGCAUGGAAAGGUGUACAUCUGUAUUCCACUGCACUUUAUUUCUUUUGGAUGUUUUAAAACUUGCACGCAUGAACUGUCUGAGGUUCAAAAAGAGUUGGGUUGGAAGUGGAUUGAGUAGUGAUGAAUGGUGAAAUGUCAGGACACCCAGUGCCUGUGGAAUGACACAUAUGGAGCGAUCGCUGUGAGACAAUCGUGUGUGGUACGAGAUAUUAAAAGUGUUUGCGAUGUUCGUUACAUCAGAUAGCAUUACCUUUAUUAAUGAAUAAAUGUUCACAUGACCGGCACGUUUCAGGUA